GCAGGAAACUGCUGUCAGACAUGAAGUAACUUAUAUCGAUGUACUCACCCACGGAUCUUCAGCAUCUCACAACUACCCAUCAUCGAAAAUUUACACACCAUGACCACUGAGCUGGUUGCCUACAUGCGACUCUCCCAGUACAAAGCUCUUUGGCGAACCCUCUACAGCUCGGCGUACGGUUUUGGAGAGCGCAAGCUAAAGCUCUACAUGACUUCUGGUCAAUCUGGUUUCGUCAUCGAGAUGCCUAUUGUCUGCCACUACGAAGAGAACGUACCUAUUCUCUCCACCCGGAGCGUAUCCAAAUCGGAGUGGUCAACACUUUGCAAGCUCAUCUCAGAUGAGAGCGUGCUGAGGGUUAUCUUCUUCGAUCAGGCGCACGACUUCCUUGCGCGAAUCACCUCGGUCGGCGCAAAACCACCUAAAGUCGACCUCUACCAGGUCAAGUUUCGUUGGCAGGAUGACGACGAGGUCGCUCUCGCUCUGAGAAAGGGCAUCAAAUGGAUUUCCGAAAUCCUCGAGUGAAAUUGAGGGACACAAUCUGUCGUCUACACCAAAUUACUCUACUGAGGUCUCUGCAUCUUCCCUUAUACCUCGAAAAUCUACAAAACAGACUUUUGGGACGAAACACAAACCUCAGAUGACCUCCAUUGUCUCCGGAACAGUCAAGCGCAAGCGACUCCGGACUCACCUAAUGGUCCACGGGUCGGGCCGAGUCGCUAGAGAGAGACUUUGGUAACAACGCUCUGUUCAUAAGGGCCUCCAAAAAAAGAACAAAUCGUGGCAGGCUCAUCUUCACGGGUGUCAUGCAGCCACUGAACGCUCAUUUUCAGUGGAAAGCCCUCAGCGAGACUGCGAUUGGAAUAUGACGUCUUAUCAGGACGCGGGCACAGUCUGUAUCUAUAUGC
Messenger RNA from Macroventuria anomochaeta, 905 nucleotides. RefSeq lists its product as uncharacterized. The transcript has 2 exons. Lineage: Eukaryota; Fungi; Ascomycota; Dothideomycetes; Pleosporales; Didymellaceae. The coding region runs from base 100 to 522 and encodes 140 amino acids. The record is from RefSeq and is a predicted model, not a curated record.